Rhodamnia argentea is the source of this 2893-nucleotide messenger RNA. RefSeq names its product DNA ligase 1. Gene Ontology annotation, biological process: DNA repair; DNA biosynthetic process; lagging strand elongation. Gene Ontology annotation, cellular component: mitochondrion; nucleus. The record is from RefSeq and is a predicted model, not a curated record. Gene Ontology annotation, molecular function: DNA binding; ATP binding; DNA ligase (ATP) activity. The transcript is spliced from 17 exons. The coding region runs from base 96 to 2507 and encodes 803 amino acids. NCBI's taxonomy places the organism in Eukaryota, Viridiplantae, Streptophyta, Magnoliopsida, Myrtales, Myrtaceae.
UGCGCGAGUAAGCCCCUUUGGUUCCCGCCAUUUUUGCUCCGAGCUACCUUCAGUCCUCCUCGCUCGGGUCAUCUUCAACCUCUCUCUCGUCUUUCAUGUUCUUCCUUCGCUCAUGCCACUACUCUCCACGCCUCGCUCUCAAUCUCACGCUCGUCUCGCCUCUCGCUCGGUCUCUCUUCUCCGCUAAACCCUCCUCCCUCCGCCGCAUCUCGCUCUCCUCGUCGCGGCCGCCGAACCGUAGGAUGUCCGCGAAGCCCUCCGCAUUCGACGCGCUCAUGUCCGGCGCCCGCGCCGCCGCCGCCGCCAAGAAGAAGCCCCGGCCUCCCUCGCCGAAGAAGCGCAAAUCCCCCGAUCCCGCGCCAGUCGAAAACCCUAAUGACGACGCGAAGCCCGAUUCGGCUUCACUGGAAGCUAAGGUCGACCAAUCGGAGGCAAUCGCAGGAGGGAACCGGCUAAUUGAAGUCAAAGGCUCGAAUGCGGAGAAAUCCCCCGAGCAGAAAAAGGCGAAGCAUAGCGAGGGAAACGAGAAGAAUGCGAAGAAAGGGGACUCGUCUGCUGAGAGAGUGAAGGAAUUGAAGAGCAAAAUCCAUCUGUUGAAGAAGAAACCGGCCGAUUUCUCUCCAAAGUCUGUGGCUUGCUGGAGCGAGGGCGAGAGAGUUCCGUUCAUAUUUUUGUGCUUGGCGUUCGACCUCAUAUCGAAUGAGACUGGGAGGAUUGUGAUUACAGACAUAGUGUGUAAUGCGUUGAGGACUGUCAUGAACACCACGCCGGGUGAUUUGGUUGCUGUUGUGUACCUAUUGGCCAACAGGAUUGCUCCUGCUCACGAGGGGCUGGAGCUGGGAAUCGGGGAUGCGUCAAUCAUUAAGGCCCUUGCUGAGGCCUGUGGAAGGACAGAAGUGCAGAUUAAGAAGCAAUACAAGGAAUUGGGAGAUUUGGGCCUUGUCGCUAAAGCAAGUCGAUCAUCUCAAUCCACAAUGCGCAAGCCUGAUGCAUUAACUCUUGCCAAAGUCUUUGAUAUGUUUCGGCUCAUAGCUAAGGAAUCUGGGCAGAAUAGUCAGGAAAAGAAAAAGAACCAUAUAAAAGCUCUUCUUGUUGCAGCCACUGAUUGUGAACCUCAAUAUUUGAUCCGCCUACUUCAGACAAAAUUGAGGAUUGGAUUAGCAGAGCAGACUCUCUUAGCUGCACUUGGACAAGCUGCUGUAUAUGCUGAAAAACACUCUAAACCAUCCACAGAUGUUCAAUCUCCUCUAGAAGAGGCAGCAAAGACUGUCAAGCAAGUGUACUCUGUUCUUCCAGUUUAUGAUAGAAUAGUUCCUGCUCUUCUGACUGAUGGUGUAUGGAAUCUUCCAAAGUCGUGUACUUUUACUUUGGGGGUCCCUGUUGGACCUAUGCUUGCAAAACCAACAAAAGGUGUCUCGGAGAUUUUAAGUAAAUUCCAGAACAUGGUAUACACUUGUGAAUACAAGUAUGAUGGGGAGCGUGCACAGAUACAUUAUAAGGAGGAUGGUUCUGUCGAGAUAUACAGUAGAAAUGCUGAACAUAACACUGGCAAAUUUCCUGAUGUUGUUGCCACGGUAUCAAGAUUAAAGAAGGAAGCUGUUAAAUCAUUUGUUCUAGAUUGUGAACUUGUCGCUUAUGAUCAAGAAAAGAAAAAGAUUCUUCCUUUCCAGAUCCUCAGUACACGAGCUCGCAAAAAUGUAGUCUUGAGCGAGAUCAAGGUGGAUGUCUGCAUAUAUGCUUUUGACAUGCUAUAUUUAAAUGGCAAGCCACUUAUUCAGGAAGAACUCAAACUUCGGAGGGAGCAUCUAUACGAUUCAUUCAAGGAGGAACCUGGAUUUUUUCAGUUUGCCACUGCAAUAACAUCUAAUGAUAUAGAAGAGAUACAAACGUUUCUUGACGCUGCUGUUAAUGCAAGUUGUGAAGGUUUGAUUAUCAAAACACUGGAUCGAGAUGCUACAUAUGAGCCUUCAAAAAGGUCAAAUAACUGGCUGAAAUUGAAGAAAGAUUAUAUGGACAGUAUUGGCGAUUCAGUAGAUUUGGUGCCUAUAGCCGCUUUCCAUGGUCGUGGGAAGCGUACAGGUGUCUAUGGUGCGUUUCUCCUUGCUUGUUAUGACGGCUCCAAUGAAGAGUUUCAAAGCAUUUGUAAAAUUGGAACUGGCUUUUCUGAAGCCAUGCUUGAAGAACGAUCUGCCAGUCUUCGGUCUAAGGUCAUUCCGAAGCCAAAGUCAUAUUAUCGUUAUUCUGAUACAAUCAGUCCAGAUGUGUGGUUUGAACCCUCUGAGGUUUGGGAGGUGAAAGCUGCAGACUUAACUAUUAGCCCUGUUCAUCGUGCUGCGGUUGGAACAGUAGAUCCUGAUAAGGGAAUCUCUCUCCGGUUUCCUCGUUUAGUUCGUGUCCGUGAAGAUAAAGCACCGGAGCAAGCAAGCCCAUCGGAUCUGAUUGCGGAGAUGUAUUUUGCUCAGAAGCACAAUCACCCAAAUAAUAAAGAUGAGGAUGAAGAUGACUGAGAAGCAAAUUCCUCAUGUUUGAAACAUUCUCUACGUGAUUCUCCCUGUAAGUAGAGGUGAUCUUACUCAUCUGCGACAACAAGACUUUCUGUCGUAAUGGUGACUAAAGCCUAAGCAUCAAUACUGCCAUCAAGUCACCAUACUCGGGGAUGUGGCACCUGUGAUACAGAAUUAGAGAUCACUUACAUCAAUUGCUGCAUUAAAUUGUCAUUUUCUGUUGAAGGGAGCUGGCAGUGUUCUUGACAAAUCCAUUUGUAAACCUGUAUGUAGUUUUCUUUGUAUUCUCAAGGUACAUCAUGUAUCCCUCACUAUUGACACUUCGGGUCAAUGAAAGAUAUUGACUCAAACAAGAGCAAAAGCGUGCUUCAUGCUCCUUGGUGCUUUUA